CCAUAGUUAGAAGAAAUAAGAAGGUGAGCUUGGUGGUGGUUGCAAAGCCCAAAAAAGGAAAAAAAAAUUACACAACACUUUUAGCUUAGAAAAUAAAAUAAAAAUUUUGCCUUUAUAAAUAUAACAAUCUCUUACAAAUUCUCAAAUCUCAAACGAAUGAAGCUCAGCUGCUAAUGGUGAAUCUUCAGUUAUGCUAAAAGAGCUCACCAUCUUAACGCAACUCAUUCAAACCUACGCCCGAAACGGUAAGCUUCAAAAGGGCAAGCAGCUCCACGCCCACCUCCUCACAUCCACCGGCAUCCCCUCUACCUUCAUCGCCAAUCACCUUCUCAACAUGUAUGCCAAAUGCGGCGAUCUCACCCAUGCCCUCAACAUGUUCGACAGUAUGCCGCAACCUAACCUCGUCACUUGGACUGCCAUGAUCACUGGCUUCUCCCACAACGCCAGGUUCCUCGAUUCCCUCCUAACCUUCUACAACAUGCGCGCCUCCGGCAUUCAACCGACUGAGUUCGCCUUCUCCAGCGCCAUCCAAGCAGCCACCGCCCUCGGAUCCCUUGCAGUCGGGAUGCGGCUUCACUCUCUUAGCCUGAAGCUAAGUUACAACACAGAGCUGUUCGUCGGCAGCAAUCUUGCCGACAUGUACUCCAAAUGCGACUCCUUGGCUUUCGCUUGCAGGAUUUUCGAGGAGCUGCCGGAGAAAGACGAGGUUUCUUGGACCGCCAUGAUCGUUGGGUAUGCAAAAAACGGUGAUUUUGACAAAGCUUUGGUGGCAUUUCACAGUAUCCUUGAAAAUGAAACCCUCGCCGCCGAUCAGCAUGUUUUCUGCAGCGCUCUCAGCGCUUGUGCAGGGCUGAAAGCUGGUCAGCUCGGCCGUUCAAUCCAUGCCAGGGUGGUAAAGUCAGGCUUUUCGACAGAGAACAUUGUCAACAAUUCACUCACUGACAUGUAUUCCAAGAACGGAGACAUGGAGAGCGCUGCAACUGUUGUUGAUACCUCUUCUAAUGGCUGGAACGUUGUGUCCUGCAGCUCGUUGAUCGACGGCUAUGUCGAAGUGGACCGCAUAGAGGAAGCCAUUACCACAUACGUGGAAUCAAAAAGGCGUGGAAUUUACCCCAACGAGUUCACUUUCUCAAGCUUGAUCAAGGCUUGCGCCAACGAUGCCGCUCUGGAUCAAGGAAUCCAACUCCAUGCUCAGGUGAUCAAAACCAGCUUCUUCCUCGACUCCUUCGUCUGCGCCGUCCUUGUCGACAUGUACGGCAAAUGCGGCCUUCUCUCCUCUUCAUAUCAAAUCUUUGAAGAGACUCAGAACCCAACCAACAUCACCUGGAAUUCCAUAAUCAACGUAUUUGCACAGCACGGCUGCGGCCAGGACGCGAUUGAGGCAUUUCAUCAAAUGGUUGCAAGACACAUCGAGCCGAACCACAUAACUUUUAUCAUUCUUCUUAUGGCCUGCAGCCAUUCCGGGCUAGUAGAACAGGGGCUUGAAUUCUUCGGUUCGAUGAACGAAACCUUCGGCAUCGAGCCGAGAGAUGAGCAUUACUCUUGUGUAAUCGACAUGCUCGGCCGAGCUGGGAAGCUCCGGGAAGCUGAGGAAUUCAUCCAUAAAAUGCCUUGCAAGCCCAACGCCCACGCUUGGUGCUCUCUUCUCGGCGCUUGCCGGACUUACGGGCGGAAAGAGCUCGGCGAGCUGGCGGCGGAGAAGUUGAUGAAACUAGAGCCGGAGAACAGCGGAACCCAUGUUCUUCUCUCGACCAUCUACGCCGGCGUGGGGCAGUGGGAGGACGUGAAGGCGGUGAGGAGGUUGAUGAAGGAUAACGGGAGGAAGAAACUGCCGGGACUGAGCUGGACUGAGGUGGAGCAGAAGACGCACGUGUUUGGCGCAGAGGAUUGGUCGCAUCCUAGGAAGGAUGAGAUCUACAAGAAGAUGGAGGAGCUGUGGGUGCGGAUCAGAGAAGAAGGGUAUGUGCCAUACACGGCGGCGGUGGUGAGCAAGGUCGAGGAAAGCGAAAAGGAGAGGCUUUUGAGGCAUCACAGUGAGAGAAUCGCGGUGGCGUUCGCUCUGAUAAGCUCGCCGGUGGGGAAGCCGGUUAUCGUGAAGAAGAAUCUGAGGGUUUGUGUGGAUUGCCAUUCGGCGAUUAAGCUUAUUGCGAAGGUAGAGGAGAGGGUGAUUAUUGUAAGGGAUAGUGCUCGGUUUCACCAUUUUCGGGAUGGGAGUUGCUCUUGCAGGGAUUAUUGGUGAUUGUAGAGGGAUUCUUCCAGUGCAAAGAUGUUGGUGGUUUAGAUUUAUAUUAAAUGAUUUUAUGAUUUAUUUGA
Messenger RNA from Phalaenopsis equestris, 2313 nucleotides. RefSeq names its product pentatricopeptide repeat-containing protein At4g13650-like. Gene Ontology annotation, biological process: RNA modification. The record is from RefSeq and is a predicted model, not a curated record. Gene Ontology annotation, molecular function: RNA binding; zinc ion binding; protein binding. The coding region runs from base 191 to 2239 and encodes 682 amino acids. Lineage: Eukaryota; Viridiplantae; Streptophyta; Magnoliopsida; Asparagales; Orchidaceae. The transcript has a single exon.